Messenger RNA from Lachancea fermentati, 1263 nucleotides. NCBI's taxonomy places the organism in Eukaryota, Fungi, Ascomycota, Saccharomycetes, Saccharomycetales, Saccharomycetaceae. The record is from the annotation of a GenBank genome assembly.
AUGUCCAAGACGAUCUUCAACAACAUCGAGCUCCUGCCUCCAGACUCGCUUUUCAACAUCAAGCAGAGACUUGCCAAUGACUCCAGAUCGGUGAAAGUCGACUUGGGUAUCGGUGCCUACCGUGACGACACUGGUAAACCUUGGGUCCUACCUAGCGUGCGUGAAGCUGAAAAGCUCAUCCAAGAAGAUCCUAGCUACAACCAUGAGUACCUCGGAAUCGCAGGUCUGCCUACUCUCACCCAGGGUGCUGCUCGCGUUCUGCUGGGUGAAGACUCACCUGCACUCCGUGAGGGCAGAGUCGUGUCCGUGCAGUCGCUGUCCGGUACAGGUGCGUUACACAUCGCUGCCAAGUUCAUCAGUAAGUUUUGCGGUGACAAGCUCAUUUAUUUGUCAGACCCAACCUGGGCUAAUCACAAAGCCAUUUUCGAGACUCAGGGCCUAAAGACUGCCAACUACGCAUACUGGAACGCUGCUUCUAAAUCUUUGGACCUAGAGGGUUACCUUAGAGACAUCAAGGCUGCGCCUAACGGCUCGGUCUUUGUUGUUCAUGCUUGUGCCCACAACCCAACUGGUUUGGAUCCUAGCAAGGAUGAAUGGUCCUCUAUUUUAGACACUUUGGCGGCCAAAGAGCACAUCGUGCUUUUUGACUCUGCCUACCAGGGUUUUGCUUCCGGUAGUCUCGACGAAGAUGCUUACGCUCUUCGUUUGGGUCUCAAGAAGUUGGCCCCCGUUACCCCAGUCUUCGUCUGUCAAUCCUUUGCCAAGAACGUCGGCAUGUACGGUGAGCGUGUAGGCUGUUUCCACCUUGUCUUGCCCCAACAAGACGCGGCUGUUGAUCAAAAAGCUGUUGCAAGUGCUAUCUCAUCACAACUUGCCAGAAUUACUCGGAGCGAAUUGUCCAAUCCUCCUGCUUACGGUGCAAAGAUCGUUUCAAAGAUUUUGAACACACCUGAACUGACCGCGCAAUGGUACAAGGACAUGAUUACCAUGUCAUCGAGAAUCCACAAGAUGAGAAUCGCUUUAAGAGACCAUUUGGUAAAGUUGGGCACACCCGGAAACUGGGACCACAUCGUGGGACAAACUGGUAUGUUCUCUUACACCGGACUCUCUCCUCAGAUGGUCGAACGUCUAGAGAAGGAACACGCAGUGUACUUGGUCAACUCUGGUAGAGCCUCAAUUGCUGGCUUAAACAGCGGCAACGUAGAAUACGUUGCUAGAGCCAUUAACGAAGUUGUGCGUCACUUCUCUGAAUCAAAACUUUAG